Messenger RNA from Xyrauchen texanus (razorback sucker), 4697 nucleotides. Its product is annotated as GRB2-associated-binding protein 3-like. The record is from RefSeq and is a predicted model, not a curated record. Lineage: Eukaryota; Metazoa; Chordata; Actinopteri; Cypriniformes; Catostomidae. The coding region runs from base 271 to 1815 and encodes 514 amino acids. The transcript is spliced from 11 exons.
AACGGACACACGCACAGGCGCACACACACAGAGACGCAGCAAUGAGCGCAGGCGAUGUGGUAUGCACAGGAUGGCUCAUAAAAUCCCCUCCGGAGAAGAAGCUAAAUAGAUUUUCACUUGGCUUUGGCUGGACUGAGUAAAAGUUGUUCAAAAGCAAGUUUGCCAUUGGAGAGAACUGGAGAGUUACAGGUUGCUCCACUGGGAUUGUCAUUGAUGUAAGAAUACUGUACAUUAUGGCGGAAGCGAUGGUUUGUUCUCCGGAGGGGUCGGAUGAGCGGAAAUCCUGAUGUUUUGGAAUAUUACCGCAGCAAGAAUUCCCGUAAACCAAUCAGAACUAUUGACCUUCAGGAGUGUGAGGUCACCAUUGAGGCAGAGGUGCAGCUCACAAAACGUCAGUACCAGCAUCAGCACCUGUUUGUGGUGAAGACCACCAAACGCACCUUUUACCUGCUGGCCAAAACGGCAGAGGAGAUGAACAUCUGGGUUCAGAGUAUUGGACAGAUUUGUACGUUUGGAGGACUGAAUAGACAUGCAGAAUCGAUGGACAGUCUUAAUCGCACACCCUCUUCCCAGCAGCCCUCUCCAGCCCUCUCUCCUCAUGUUUCUCUUGUGUCCAAUGAAAUCACAGUUACUGUCGACAACCACGCUGUCCUCGAUAGGCCCAGCGAAUCAGAGAUCAGCCCUCCACUUGACUACCUCUUCCUCUCUCAGUGUGAGACAGGCACAAAGAGCAUAGUCAGGUGUGAUAGUGCCUCUAAUUCAGAACGCUCCUUUGAGCAGAGCUCAUCUGAGUACACAGAGGAUGUGUUUAGCCCCACCCCCCACAUUGACUCCUCCCCAUCCCUGUUCCUGGGCGGGGCAUCCGAGCAUCCCUUCAGUACCACCUAUGGCCCGCUCUCUCUUUCCUCUUCUCUCUCCUCCUGUCUCUCCUCUCCCAACUCUCUACGGCAGCCACCUGACGUAUUCAGAUUUGACCGGCCCUUCUGUGUGACAUCAGAGCCACAGACUCCUCCUCCCCUCCCACCCAAACCCACACACCUGUCUGAUCCCCACGGCAAUGACGAUACUGGGCGUAUACAGGUUCAGCCAGCUCUCAUCCCUCGAAGGACAUCACUAUCGGGAACAGAACAUUUUAGGAGAGUUGCAGGAGAGUUUGAUAAUGCUGGAAGAAACUGGAAUAAACGUCUAAGCCUCAACCUGCCAAUAUUUCUGAAUACUGCAGUCACUGAAAGCAGCUAUGAGGUUUCAUAUGUGCCCAUGGCCUCUCCACCAAUCAGCUGCUCUGAUAUUGCUUCAGACGGCUACAUACCCAUGAGCCCCUCCACUCUGCCUAUCUCCCAACUGACCAAUGGCAAAGCAGAGCAGCCAUCGCCUUCGAAUCCCGACAUCGAGCCCCCUCCAGUCGACCGCAACCUGAAACCCAGAAGACGGGCACGGCCGCCACCAUUAGACCUGCGAGGCUUGUCCACAAUCUCUGAAUAUCCGUUCCAUGUCCCCCUCACACGCACCAUGACAGAACCCAGCACAUCACUUCAGUGUGUACCUUUGGACAGGCGGUGGGAGUGGGGUUUAAAUGGCCCAGAACAGGAAGGGAGCAUAACACUGAUGGAUCCUGGUACUACUCCCUGGAUGAGGUGUUCCAAGCUAGAUUACCUGUCACUUGACUUCAACUCCGCCUCCCCCCCACCUGUCCAAAAGAAGCUGUUGCUGGCAGAUGGGUACAGGGUGGAUUAUGUACAAGUAGACGAGAAGAAGACACAGGCUUUGCAGAGCACCAAGAUGGAGUGGAAGGAUGUUCGUCAGUCGAAAGCCUAAAGCCUGGGGGGUCAUUUUAAAUUAUUACAUGGUUCAAAACUUGACUUGUACUCAUCACCUAAAAUUUCAGGUACACUUUGGUCAUUACACAGCUGUGAAAACAAUGUAAUAUUGGAGUUGAAUUUGAAACCUUCAGAAAUAAAAUGGCAGAUUAAUCAGGAUAUUAUUCAAGAAUAAAAGACCCUCUGUCACAAUCCUACCCCUCUUGGACCCCAAUUGUUAGCCGUUUGUAAUGCCUUAUUAAAAAGAUCACUAUGAAGGUUUGCUGUGUAAAAACAUUUUUUUUAUAAAUUGAAUAAAAGACAAAGAAAGCCGCAUACAGUAUGAAAGGUUUGCAGGCUAAUCAGUUAAAGGAAUGCCAAUCUAUCAGGCUAAUCUGUUAGCGUUAUGAUAUGUUAUCAGGCUAAAUGGUGGUAGUAUUUGGCAUGAUACCUGAUUCUACAACUAACAUUGGUUUUAGGGCUGCACAAUUAAUCGAAAAAGUAAUUGCGAUUACGAUUACGGCUGCCACGAUUAUGUAAUCGUGAAAAUUGACGAUUACAGCGUUCAAUUUAAGUCUGCUCCUGUUGCGUCAAUAGUUUCUAUUUACAAAGUGUUGUUGCAGCGGUUGAGGAUUCUAACCUAUCACUAAUAUGUCUGUUGAGCAAUGCAAAACUAAAAUGAUCCUGUUCUAUUCAGCGCACAGACGCGGUGUAAAUAAUUGAUUUAUUAUGCUGAUUAGACAGCUUUGUUUUUAAUGAGAGCAUUUGUGAAAGUGCAGAACAUUGUGCGGAGCGUCAUGAUCUUGCGUCGAAAUGCAGGUCUCAAACAGUGUAAACCUGCUGUGAGUGACAGCAGUCAUUGUAAUGGGAGAGUUUGUCACGUUGCUCGAUUUCUGUGUACAAUUUAUUCAUGUAAUAACAGUUUUGUUUGUCAUGUUAAUGAGUAGGCCAAUGUGAAUUUGAUUUGUACAAAAUAGCAAUAAAAUAAUUCAGCUUAACUCUUCUACGAGUGAUUUGGAAGUGUAGCCAACAUAAAGAAUAUGGCAUGAAUAGCAUAUUUCAGGAAUUACCGUCAUUGUUAUUGCGUCUGUUAUUGCAUUAUUUGCCACGUAGCUGGUGUUGGUAGAUUUUACAUUUUCACGAAUCGCAUAAACUCCGAUCGACAAACAGACAAAUGACUGUUUUUAAUUCUCAAAGUGCAACCACUGAGGCCAAAAAUGAUCUAACGAUGAUCUUACAUGAACGAGAUCACCAUUGAAGGUCUAACGGGAUGAAUGGUCCCCCUGUCUCGCCACCUAAGGGCUUUCUGAACGCAGUAGCUUGGUUGAUUUAAAUUAGCUGUUAAUAAGUUUGACUAUUGAAUAUGCCAUAUUAUUUACUGUAUGUGGACAAAUAAUUUAACCAGUAAUUUAGGAAUUAUUACAUUUAUUCUAUACCAUAGAUAUCAAUUUACAAUAAUUUUAAUUUACCUUACCUUAAAAACAUUGUUACAAUAUAAAAUAAAAUACAAUAUAAUGCUUAAAUAUGCUUAAAAGAAACUGGAGCAUAACUCAUAUCCACCAUUGAAAUCUGCUACUCUGAAGAACCACACGGUUGCUUAAUUUGUGAUGUCACGGUAAUUACAAUUUUUAAUCGACAUUAAUAAUCGCGAUUACAAUAUCAAGAGCAAUAAUUGACAAUUAUGAUUUUUGCUAUAAUCGUGCAGCCCUAUUUUGUAGUAUGUAGUCUUUUUAAAUCUAAAUUGAGAAUGAAAGCCAAACAGUGCUGAGAAUAUGAAUCGUACAUGAAAACAUUUUCACCGACGCUUAAAUUUGCUUACCAAAGCACAAAUUUACACACACUCCAUCUGAGACUAUUUAUUACACAAAUAAUUUAUACAUUGAGGGUUCAUUAUGGAUUAUUUGCUCAAAUUAAAAAAAUUAAAACAGUAUAGAGCCAUUUUUAUGGUACUUUCAAGGACAUCUAUUUUGAAAUAAUUCCCUGACUGUAAAGGCACACUGUUUUGAAUCACUGAUAUUUGUGACACAGAUGUCACAUAGGCUCUUCAUAAAUUCAGAAGAAAUUUUUUUUUCAAAGGUGUUAUGAAGUUAUUAUGAAUGUUACAUAUUAAUGACGUGCACAAUCACUGAAAAGUAUCACAGACAAUGAAUGUGUCUUUCACUGGUUUCAAACUCAUUUGAGACCAUGUUUAACAUGUACUCGUACCAUUACAAUAUGCUUCAUGAGAGUCAGACCACUGUAGACCACUGGAACCACUCACUGUGAUUGCACACUGGAACAAAGAUUCAAGAAUCAAGACAUCAAAACUUUGAAGGAAGUAGCUGUUUUGUUGAAAGGAACUCUGAUAGAUCUGCCUUUUCCUUUUAAAGAUUGAAUGUUGAGUGAAUAUUGAAUGUUUAAUGUCAGACUACUGUCAUAUUAUUGAUCUAACAGGGUUAUGUGUAUUUCCUGUUGACUUAGGCUUGUUCACUUUUAUGAGGCAUGACGAAUGUAUUUGGGGUUGUAGAAUUCUAGUGCCAUGUCAUGCUAUGCUAAUGACACUGUUAUGUCAUUUUUAUAGUGGUCCAACAUUACCUUUGUCAUACUGACAAGAGCACAAAGAUUUCAUGGGAAACAAUCACUGUGACAUCAUCCGUUUCCCACCAAUUCUGAUAUUCUUCAGUGUACGCUUUAUGUCUCAUGAAGUAAUGAAAUGCAUGAGUGAGAGUGAAUGAGUGAGAGCAAAACAAGUGUGUGUGUGUGUGUGUGUGUGUGUGUGCGUGCGUGCGUGUCACAAAUGUAGAGACCUUACUGACCUGUGUGAAUAAAUGGAUGUCUAUCCAUUAGCAGGUAAAUUAUUGUGAUGCAUUUUGAACACAAAUCACUUUAAACAAUUCAGCUGAAUAAACUCAAUAAUUGAAA